This is a messenger RNA of Penicillium manginii, 1743 nucleotides long. RefSeq names its product SANT/Myb-like DNA-binding domain-containing protein. Lineage: Eukaryota; Fungi; Ascomycota; Eurotiomycetes; Eurotiales; Aspergillaceae. The transcript is spliced from 2 exons. The record is from RefSeq and is a predicted model, not a curated record. Bases 1 to 1743 code for a protein of 580 amino acids.
AUGCCUCCAAUAAGUCUCGACGAAAUCAUCCACUAUCGUCCGCCUAACGAAAAAACACAAUUCCAAGGGCCACAGUCCAUCAGUUUAUACCAUCAGCAUAAUUCAAAUCCAUCAUCUGAGGGCCCCAUCCUAAGCCGUCCUUUCCCACCAAAUCAAGUCUGGCCGUCGGGAUUUCUUUUAUCGGCACAUGAACAGUGUCCUCAAAUGAUUCCUCGAUCACCAGUUGAAUCCGUGCCGUCAUUACCACUCACUGAGCCUGCUGGGGAGGUGGCUUUAGAUUUGUCGGAUGAGAUGAGGAUGGAUUUUCCGAAUGUGACUCUAGAAGAGGAUAACGACGUCCCAAUAUCGAACGCUCACUGGUCUAAAAGUGAUUUAUUGAAUGUUUUCGAUGGGGCGUCACUUACAGGUCCGGGUGACCAUUGUGAUAACAACUCAGCCAAAGUCGAGGACAGAAUUUUGCAAGAUUUCAGUACCACUGUGUCCGCUACCUCUAAGGAGCAUCUCAAUAUAACAACCAACGAACAUUAUUUGAGCUCUACGGAUGAAAAUGACCCUGAUCCAUCAUUUGGUCUACUGUCUGGCGAUGUUGCCCCGUCAACUGGCGAUGCCGAAGCUGGGUCAGAUGAGCUUAGACAGUCGCCAGUUUUCACGAACUGUGAAGAAAUAACCCCCGAGGAAUGCGGUGGCUACUCGAUUGCAGAAUUCUGCGAGAGUAUUCAAGCCGAGGCAAACGGAGUAGUAUUUACUGAUGCUGAGAAAGAACUUUCACAAACAGAAAUUGAAACCCCGUCGACAAUCAACUCACCAGGGCGUUGUUCCAUCUCCAUAUCGCCUAUAUCACAGCGUGGUGAAGGCCAGUCAAAAUGCACCCGAGCCGAUACAGAUGCAAAUUUGCCUUCAGUGUCGGAGCUUCAAUCUGUCGUCAUCACCAAUUCACGUUUCAGAGAGCGAGACAUGAGGAAAAUUGCACCAUUGGCCCCAACGUCCCGUCCAAAAAGAAAGCGAGGCCCAUCCGCGUCAUCACAUGGCGGCAGCUGCAGCGACAGCUCUAGUGACGCUGAUGAUGCGGACGACGUCAGUGAGAGCUCUAUUCUAUCCAACCGAUCGAAAAGAGCUGGGCGGGUGGCAGUAAAAAGCUCUCCUGCUCAUCUACGGCAUAACAAAAAUACUUGUCACAACCUCUUCUCGCAGCGUCGCGUUUCUCGAGCCUCAAAAAAUGAGGAGUCCCACCCCCAAAUGCCGAGGGAUCGGCAUCCCGUAUCUAGUCUGUCCGAUAUAGAGACAAUUCCCAUUCGAGGUUUCCUGACACGGGAAAUACUUCUGUCGAAGGUUGUUUAUUCGAUUACCUUUGAGGAGCGAACAGAGCACACCUGCCUGCAGGAACCCGAUAAGACUCCACCAGAUUGUGAGCGUAAAGCUCAACGCAGAAAGUUACCUCGGCAGAAAAAUCACAAAGUUGGAAAAUUAAUUAGACCAGCUCAAAUUCUGUCUAAAGACGACGAGCUUUUGAUCGAAUUGAAGGAAGAGAAAGGAUUCAAGUGGAAAAAAAUUGGAGAAUAUUUCCCUAGCAGAUCAGUGGGCUCACUACAGGUGCGGUAUUCUACACGCCUUAAGAACCGGUCUGGUAGAAGCGACGGUCUUUCAGCGACAAAUAUCAAGAGCAAGGCUACCGAACCGUCAUUAAUACAGCGAUACGGUCCGCCUCGGCACAGACAAACCGUCGACCGUUACUCCCCAGUCUGA